This is a messenger RNA of Thermothielavioides terrestris NRRL 8126, 1104 nucleotides long. RefSeq lists its product as uncharacterized. Lineage: Eukaryota; Fungi; Ascomycota; Sordariomycetes; Sordariales; Chaetomiaceae. The record is from RefSeq and is a predicted model, not a curated record. The transcript has 2 exons. Bases 411 to 992 code for a protein of 193 amino acids.
CGACACGCUCGGGCCUUUCUCGCCUCAAUCCGCACGCUUCAACCCCUCCAAGCCGGCUUCAGAUUCCAAAUCCGCCGCCAUUCCAGGCCGACUCGCUCUCCCUCGGCGCCACCAGCGUAACUCCCAAUCGCAGCCCGCCCUCUUCCGAUUUUCCCUUCCGCGGCCACCCAACCCUAUCGAUAAGAGCGGCUCCCCGCCAACGGAGGCGCCACCGCACCCUUCAAAGCGAAUGCGAUUUUCGCGAUUUGCCCUGCGUCGCGACUCAGCCGCGUAGUCUACAUCGAAAUUCGAAUACCGCAAGCGCUUCGAUUUCUUUGGGACAUUCUGCGGUCCACCGAACGUUCGCAGACGACCUCGGCGACGGGAAUAGCUCAGCAUCGCCCGCCAGUCCUCGUCAGCUUUCGCCCCUCAUGUCUGGGAACCCGCGCGCCAAGAGAAACCUGCGUCCCGGCGACUUGUCAAUGCCCGCAGUACCUAGCCAACAGGCUGGCCCUUCGGCGGGCUCUGCUCCCAGGCCCACGAGACGACGAAGCACACCACGGACCUCACAGCCCGAACCGGACUCCUCAUUGCAGAAGCGCAAGCGAGAAGCGAGCACCGCCGACGAUCUGUUUAGCGACGAUGUUUGGGGGGAUCCCGAGGUUGUCGACCUGGUAGAUAAGGAUGAAGUCCCUCCGGAGAUCCUCAGCAACAGCCAAGAGGAGGCGACCAAGAACUACGUCAAGCUCAGCGCCUUCGACUGUGCCAUCUGCAUGGACAACGUCACAGACCUGACCGUCACGCAUUGCGGCCACCUCUUCUGCUCCGAGUGUCUCCACGCUGCCCUCAACAUGAACCCGGCGAAAAGAGUCUGUCCCAUCUGUCGCCAAAAGAUUGACCCAGUGCCGGCCAGCGGCAAGUUCAGCCAACGGGCAAAGGGCUUCUACCCGCUCGAGCUGAAGCUGAUGACCAAGAAGACCCUGGGGAAGAAGCCUGAGCGGCAAGCGACAUGAGACUGCGGCUUGUGUCGUCUCAGAUGAAAGAAGGGCCCAUGAUGGAGUCGCCGGCUGGUCUCCGAGGCGCGAGUUCCCCGUUCCAACAUGAAUUACCAGCUUUCUCAUCUCC